AUGACCUCUUUCGCGACCGCGUUCAAGAACGCAUACCUCGACGGGUCCGGCCCGGAACUAGCUGCAGUGCUCACCCCGAUCGCACCGCCUGAAGAUCGCGAUUGGCUCCGCGAAUUCUACCGGUUCUCUAACGCCGAAUACAUAUCCAAGGAUCUCAGCUAUGCUCUCUUUCAUGGGAAAAGUUUGAAGUUGCCAAAGGCCGAACAGGCGGCCUGGGUCGACAUCUUUGUUGUUUACUGGGAAGCUAUAGGCGAAAUACUUCAGUGUGAAGAUCGCCUUCCGGGUGCUAGCGUCAUCACGGUCUUCAAUGCCUGGAAAAAGGUCGCCAAUGCCCUCAUCCGGGGAUACUCGGGCUCUGCCGGCAUUCCGGCUUGGACAUUGCCAUGCUUGUACACAGUCGGGAAGUACUUGCGUACUUUUGCGAUCAAUGCCGAUCUCGAGGCAGCUUCCCAAGGCUCCGCUGGAUUUGGCUUCCAGGAUGACAUUGCGGCUGAUGUUGAGAAGAACGCCAACUUGGAGGAGGCUGCUCGAGUCAUCAACCGGAUGUUCACUCUGUGCCUGAGUGAUAGCCCCCUCGAAGAGUCCCGAAAGUGGGGCAUAUACAACAUGACCAAUCUACUAUUCAAGACGUAUUUCAAGGUACCGAAUGUCGAUCUUACUCUCGCCGGCGAAACGCUAAUCUCUCUCUUUCAGAUCAACUCCGUCGGCCUUACCAAAAACUUGCUCCGUGCCAUCAAAGCCUCGUCGGCCGAUCUCCCCUCUCCCGGAUCUUUCCCCAAAUCCCACAUUGUCACAUUUGAAUAUUACGUUGGGGUCAUCCACUUCUUGGAUGAGAAUUAUGCAGAGGCCGAGGAACACCUGACAUGGGCUUGGAAGAUGUGCCAUCGAGACGCCAUCAAGAAUCGAGAAUUGAUUCUUACCUACCUUAUUCCCUGUCACCUCGUGACCACACACACGCUACCUAGCAAGGAGCUUCUUGCGCCAUUCCCACGCCUCGAGAAGGUUUUUCGGUCUCUGUCGAACUGCAUCCGAAAGGGUGACUUGGUUGGAUUUGACCAGGCCAUGUCUGACGGCGAGGAAGAGUUUGUCAAGAGACGUAUCUACCUACCCCUAGAACGUGGACGCGACAUCGCUUUACGCAACCUUUUCCGCAAAGUUUUCCUCGCUGGUGGGUUUGACGAAGCCAAGGAGGGUCAAUCUCCGGUUCGGCGUACUCGUGUCCAUGUGAAUGAGUUUGCGGCAGCUCUUCGUGUGGGUACUUCUACAACUGGCCGAUCACGCGUUGAUAUUGAUGAGGUGGAGUGUUUACUCUCCAACCUCAUCUACAAGGGACUCAUGAAAGGAUAUAUUGCACGUGAUCGAGGCAUCAUCGUUUUGAGCAAGGGAGGCAGUGCUUUCCCGGGCACAGGUGUCUAA
This is a messenger RNA of Penicillium verrucosum, 1416 nucleotides long. RefSeq names its product protein csn12 (gene csn12). The record is from RefSeq and is a predicted model, not a curated record. Lineage: Eukaryota; Fungi; Ascomycota; Eurotiomycetes; Eurotiales; Aspergillaceae. Bases 1 to 1416 code for a protein of 471 amino acids. The transcript has 5 exons. Gene Ontology annotation, cellular component: transcription export complex 2. Gene Ontology annotation, biological process: transcription elongation by RNA polymerase II; poly(A)+ mRNA export from nucleus; post-transcriptional tethering of RNA polymerase II gene DNA at nuclear periphery. Gene Ontology annotation, molecular function: double-stranded DNA binding; RNA binding.